AUGUCUAUGAUGUCACAGCAGCAGAGGCCUGGGCUGGGCUGGCGGGCCUGGGUGCACCGUCCAGUGAAGGCCCGUGAGGCCCUGGAUGUGGAGCGUGUGCACCUGCUGCGAGGGGCCGACGUCAGAGCCUGCGGUUUGGGAGGCGAGCAACAGGCCCGAGGCGAGGCCGGCGCUCGCAGCCGCAGCCGCAGCCGGCGCCCGCCAUGGCCCUGGUCCUGCCACUGCUGCCGCUGCUGCUGUGGCGGGUUCAAGGGGACCCGCUGGGGAACUCGCAUUACCGAGGCAAGUCUGAGGCCGGGCGGGGCGGCCGCGGGGCAGGGUGUGGGGAGACCCCGGACGGCGGGAGGGGGCUCUCCUCCCCGUGGGCCUGCCCUCACCGCCGCCCCCUCCUCCCCAGUUUCCUUGGACGGCCGUCCAGGGGAGCGGGUGAAUCUCUCCUGCGCAGGGGUCUCCCAGCCAGUCCGCUGGGUCUGGGCGCCGAGCUUCCCGGCCUGCAGGGGCCUGCCCAAAGGCCGCCACCGCAUCCUGUCCGUCUCCGCCAGCGGGACCCCCACCGACUCUCCCGCCUCGCCCUUCGCCGGCCGCCUGCGCGCCCUGGACCACCUGGGGAUCCGGCGGCUGGAGCUGCUUCUGAGCGCGGGGGACUCGGGCACCUUCAUCUGCAGGGGCCGCCGCGAGGAGGAGAGCCACACGGUGCUCCGCGUGCUGGGCGAUGCGGCCGGCUGCGGGGGCUCCGGGCCCCGCCAGGGGUCUGUGUACCCCCUGCUCCUGACCCCCCUGCUGGGCGCCGCGCUGGUGCUGGCGCUGGGCGCGCUGGGCGCGGUCUGGUGGCGGCACAGGCGCCCACCCCCACGCCCGCCGCGGCCGCGCCCCAGACCUGUCCCCCGAGUGACAGCCGAGCCCCAGAGACCAGCAAAGGCCGAGGAGCCCAAGGCUGCGGGGGACCUGGACCAGGAGUCGAGCCUGCUCUAUGCGGACCUGGAUCGCGCGGCCCUCAGACGGCCCUGCCAGCUGUCCCCAGUGGCCCCUGCUGACUCCUCCACCAUCUACGCGGUUGUCGUCUGAAGGAAAGCCCUUCCUCCUGACGUCACAAGCUGGGGCUCCCAGCUCCCCAGGACUACCCUCUCCGUCUUCACUCCCCGGAAAUGAAGGCACCACAGCACAGAAUGAGCACUGGGCUGGGAGUCAGGAGACCUGGCUCCGGGCUGCCUCUGCCACUGAGCUCUCCUUCAGCUGCCCCAGCACCUGGAACCUCCAUGUCUCCUUCGCCACCGGCCCCCCUAAAGCUCACCGAGGCGU
This is a messenger RNA of Pipistrellus kuhlii (Kuhl's pipistrelle), 1299 nucleotides long. It is a transcript of the gene MPIG6B, whose product is annotated as megakaryocyte and platelet inhibitory receptor G6b. The record is from RefSeq and is a predicted model, not a curated record. Bases 1 to 1065 code for a protein of 354 amino acids. Gene Ontology annotation, biological process: megakaryocyte development; integrin-mediated signaling pathway; blood coagulation. Gene Ontology annotation, cellular component: plasma membrane. The transcript has 7 exons. NCBI's taxonomy places the organism in Eukaryota, Metazoa, Chordata, Mammalia, Chiroptera, Vespertilionidae.